GCCGAGUAUCGGCGCCGAGCGGUGGCCAACAGUGACAAACGGGUGGCGCUUAUGGCUGAACUACUGGCGCACAUUCGCACCGUUAAGCUGUACGGCUGGGAACCGGUAUUCGCCAAACGCGUCAUAGAAUAUCGCCGUAAGGAAAUCCGGUGGCUCAAGAUGUGCCAAUACUUGCAGUGCGUGAGCACAUCCCUGGCCGUCACCGCGCCGUUGAUCAUAACAGUGAUCACAAUUUUGGUCUAUACCAGCGCUGGUGGGGGUGAUCUCACGGCAGCCAAAGCAUUCACCCUGGUGAUGGUCAACUACAUGGCCGCCCACGGUAUCCGAUCCCUACCCAUAUAUAUCCGGGACAUUGUUAACGGCCGGAUAGCGUUGGCCCGCAUUGAACGGGUGCUGAAAUGCCCAGAGAGGGCCGACUAUAUCGCUGCCAACACCAAUAGCCCUACAGUUGCGAUACAUCUAAACCACGUGACAGUCGCUUGGGAUGAGCAUAAAGAAAGUGACCAACUGUCUACUACUACAAUACCCCAGUGGUUAACCGGCAUAAACCUAGAUGUGCCCGUAGGGGCGCACGUGGGCGUAAUUGGGGCGGUGGGCGCCGGCAAAACAUCACUAUUAAGGACAAUACUCGGCCAAAUGGCACUCGUAUCGGGUCGGGUAGGCCUGAAGGGGUCGGUAGCCUACGUAGCGCAGGAGCCCUGUAUACUAAACACUACAAUUCAAGACAAUAUCACGUUUGGCCAGCCGUACGACCCGAACCGAUACCAUCAGGCAAUUCGGUGCUGCGCUUUAGGGCCGGAUUUUGGGGCACUUCCGGCCGGCGAUCGGACAGAGAUCGGCGAACGCGGUGUCACUUUAUCGGGCGGACAGCGCCAGAGGGUCAGUCUGGCCCGGGCUCUGUACUCGAACCGCGAUGUGUACCUAUUGGACGACCCCCUGUCCGCCGUCGACCGGACAGUUGGCCGCCAUAUAUACAGGGAGUGCAUUGAUAGGGGACUGAAAGGUCGGACUGUGCUGUUGGUCACCCAUCAGAUCGAGUGUUUGGCGGGUAUGGACUUUGUUGUGUACGUACGCGAGGGUCGAGUGGUCCGUAUGGGUCCGCAUCGGGAGCUGUACGACACGGAUUCAGAUUAUAGGCAACUCAUCGACUCUUCCGACGAUAUAAUGACAGCUAAUGCUGAAGAAGACGUGACUAAGGAUCAGCUCAAAGACACCACGAAUGGGACGAUAACACAGUCUGUACGGCACAGGCGGUCGGACUCCGGUGUGGUAACGGAUCCGGACUCCGGCGACGAGGCCUGCGAUUCGUACUCUAAGCUAAUGUCCGGCCGUUUAAUGUCCGACGAAAGGGUCGCCACAGGCGGUGACAUAUCGUGGGACACGUAUUUGGCGUACGUUAAAGCCGGCGGAGGACCGCUGGUCACUCUAUUGCUGAUUGCGUGGCUGGCACUGCAGGCCGGGUGCAACUCGUUUGCCAACUGGUGGUUAGGCUAUUGGUUAGCGCAGGGAUCGGGAAAUACCACACAAACCGGUGCCGCACAUCCCAACCAGUCUAGUGUUGCCAACAGUAUACUUAACAACCCGGACCUUAGCAUCUAUCAGACGGUAUACGGAUUAUCAGUAAUAGUGGUAGUUAUGACAACCCUAGCCUUGGGUUACGGAUUCACCAAGGUCACUUUGGGUGCCUCUAAACGGCUACACGACCGGGUAUUUCGGCGAGUUUUGGACAGCUCUCUAGCCUUUUACCACACCGUACCGGCGGGUCGGGUGCUCAACGUAUUUGUGCGCGAUAUGGACGAAAUGGACACUCAGGUGCCGCAGGCUUUGGACGGCUUUUGUCAGCGCCUGAUGGUUGUCCUGUGCAACGUCGGCGUAAUCGUGUUUGUCUACCCGUGGUUUAUCGCCCCAUUCGCUGCGCUAACCCUAGCCUACGGGCUAAUACACCGGCUGUUCAGAGGGGCCACCCGUGACCUGAAACGGCUGGAAAGUGCCGCCCGAUCGCCGGUCUAUAGUCACGUGACGGCCACUAUAGACGGCCGGUCGACAAUCACAGCCUACGGCAGGGAACGCGAGUUUGCGGUUAGACUACAGGCGCUGGUUGACAGGCAAUCGGCGGCAAAUUUUUUGUAUCACUGCUCAGUGAGAUGGCUGUCCACUCGGGUGGAUAUUUUGUGCGCGUUGGUCACCCUAUUCGCCGCUUUGUUUGCCGUGUUUGGUCGCCAUUCGGUGGGCGCCCCCUUCGCAGGGCUGGCACUGGUCCUAUCCAUACAG
This is a messenger RNA of Medioppia subpectinata, 2271 nucleotides long. The record is from the annotation of a GenBank genome assembly. NCBI's taxonomy places the organism in Eukaryota, Metazoa, Arthropoda, Arachnida, Sarcoptiformes, Oppiidae.